AUGAAUUUCAUCACCAAUACUAUCGAAAAAAAGACCGGUCUCGAUAUCAAUCACGAUGGAUAUAUUGGAGGCGUGAAAAAUGCUGAGAAGCAAUACGGUGUCGAUUUCAACCGUGAUGGAUAUAUUGGAGGCGAAGGCAUAAAAAGCAAGAUCGAGAAAGCAACUCAUAUUGAUCUCAACAAAGAUGGCAUGAUUGGUCGUCCACCAGACACGUUUCCAGGUGGUUAUGGUCACAUGGGCCCUCGUUAUGGUUACACGGAUCCUCGUUAUGGUUACAUGGAUCCUCGUUAUGGUUACAUGGGCCCUCGUUAA
Rotaria sordida is the source of this 312-nucleotide messenger RNA. Lineage: Eukaryota; Metazoa; Rotifera; Eurotatoria; Philodinida; Philodinidae. The record is from the annotation of a GenBank genome assembly.